Molecule: messenger RNA, 1131 nt
Organism: Ordospora colligata OC4
Lineage: Eukaryota; Fungi; Microsporidia; Ordosporidae
Exons: 1
Coding region: 1-1131 (376 amino acids)
Biological process (GO): centriole replication
Cellular component (GO): centriole
Source: RefSeq, a predicted model, not a curated record
AUGAGGGAGUCGAUUUUUUCGGGCAAGGUCCCCAUCACAUGCCCAAGCGACGAGAUUCCAUGGCAGAUGAAGUGCGAGAUGGUACGUUCAGAUGAUGGAGUUGAAAUACGCUUGAUAGACACGAGGGACAUGUUUACCUUCUACUUAAAUGCAAUAUCACCAAGCGACUUUUAUGUAAUGAAGAGAGAGCAGGACAUUAUUGUUGACUAUGACAGGUUUGUGAAUGUAUUGGUGAAAAUGCUACAUGGGCUACAAAAUGGAAGGUUGAGUGGGAUAUUUUCAAGAGAGACGAAUAGAUUUGUAUUUGUGGAGAAGGACGAAUUCAGGAACAUUGUGAGACUAGAGCUGCAGUUUUCAAAGCCUGAUGAGUCGCAUUACAAGCAAUAUCUGGGAGACAUCUUGGGCAGAAUGGAAUCUGACAACAUAAGAUUGAUCAAAGAAAACGAGAUGCUGAGAGAGAAGUGUAAGGGUUAUGAGCGUGAUGCAAAGGAAAGAAGAAGGUAUCUUGAGGAAGAGCUUGCAAAAGCACAAAAGAAGGCUGAAAAGCUGUUUAAGGAGAAUGCAGGUUUUAUAGAGAGCAUGAAAUCAAGCAAUGAAGAUCUUAGUAAGCUAAACAAUAGGAUAUAUGAGCUUGAGAAGGAAAAUAGUAAGUUGCAAUAUGAUCUUGAAAAGUUAAAGCUUCAGGAAGUAAAGAAUGCGAGCCUUGUUGAAAAGACACAGGAAAUCGAUGAAGAAAAUAGAAAGCUAAAGAAUGAAAUAAACACAGCCAAUGAGAUAAUCAGGAAGUGCAUGGAUGAAGUGGCACAAAUGAAGAGCUCAUCUGCAGAAAAUGAUGAACGCACAAAGGACAUUCGGUCAGAAAACAAGAAGUUAAAGACUGAGCUUGACGCACUUAGAAAUAAAGUAAAGGACCUAGAUGACAAACACAAAAGAAUGUCUGACGAUUCAAAGGCCAAGGAUUCAAGACUCAAGGACCUGGAGAUUGAGAAUGGAAAGCUUGUGAAGAAGCUUGAGAAUGCCCAGAGUGUUUACAGCCACUUCUACAGCAAAAACAUUGAGAAUCCAGGGCCUGGCAUAUAUUCAGAUAAUGAGAGUCUAUUUUCUAUUGUUCCUGAAUCGCCUCCUCACUGA